Fusarium musae is the source of this 1470-nucleotide messenger RNA. RefSeq lists its product as uncharacterized. Bases 1 to 1470 code for a protein of 489 amino acids. Gene Ontology annotation, cellular component: membrane. The transcript has 6 exons. Lineage: Eukaryota; Fungi; Ascomycota; Sordariomycetes; Hypocreales; Nectriaceae. The record is from RefSeq and is a predicted model, not a curated record. Gene Ontology annotation, biological process: transmembrane transport. Gene Ontology annotation, molecular function: transmembrane transporter activity.
AUGUCUCUCGAUAUGGCAUCUCCUGCAGUUGACAAUGAGAAGCAUCUUGGUUCGCAGAACCAGGAUGAACAGAACUUGGAGCGCCAUGGCUACGUUCAGCAGACAAAGCGCAACUUCUCGCUUACUGCCAUGGUUGCGACAUGUGUCAACCUGAUGGCAACAUGGGAAGCACUAUCUAGUUCCUUGGCUGAACUCGCAUCAAGCUAUCCUACCGCCGGCGGACAAUAUCACUUCGUCGCCAAGCUAAGUCCGAAAACGAGCCGACCCUUGACCAGCUGGUUCGCUGGAUACAUCUCAACGCUAGGCUGGAUAGCUUCUGCUGGUAGUGCCCCCUUCCUCGCCGGAACGCAAAUCCAAGGCCUCCUCGUCCUCAACUAUCCCGAUUCCUACGUCUUCCAAAGAUAUCAUGGCACACUGCUGUUCUGGGCUGUCCUUCUGGGCUCCGCUUGCAUUUGCAUCUUCUGCAGUAACAAGCUGCCGCUCAUCGAGAAGUUGACUCUCGUGCUACACGUUACCUUCUUCAUCGCAAUCAUAGUCACAAUGGCCGUGACUUCACCGACCAAACACUCGGCCGAAUGGGUCUUUUCCCACUUCGAGAACAAUUCUGGAUGGGGCAACGACGCCGUAGCUUGGAGUAUAGGACUUCUCAGCUCUUGCUACGUCCUUAUCGGCUAUGAUGGUGCCACCCAUCUUAGUGAGGAGAUGAACAAUGCUGAGAUGGGUGUACCUAGGGCUAUGGUUGGAUGUCUCCUGGUUAACGGUCCUUUGGGGUUUGCCUUCCUCCUUAUAAUUCUCUUUUUCAUGGGAGAUAUUUCGACGGCUUUGGCUACACCUACGGGGUUCCCCAUCAUUGAGAUCUUCCUCCAUAUGACCGGCAGUGUUGCGGCUGCUACUACCAUGACUGCUAUGAUCACUGUUAUGGCUUGCUUGUCGACAGUUCCUCUCCUCACGGCAGCGGCUCGCAUCAUGUGGGCGUUUGCUAGAGAUGGAGGCCUUCCCUUUGCUGAGCGUAUUGCAAGCGUUGACAAACGUCGACAAAUCCCCACAGUAUCCAUUGCCGUUGUCAGCUUCCUGCUUAUGCUGCUGAGUCUCAUCAACAUUGGUUCUACGACAGCCUUCAAUGCUAUCCUAUCCCUUGCGGUUGUUAGUCUACAGGCCUCGUACCUCCUUCCAAUCCUCCUGUUGAUCUGGCGGCGCUUAUUCCGCCCGGAUACUCUGCGCUGGGGUCCUUGGAGGCUCGGCAAAGCAGGCCUACCCAUCAACAUCAUUGCAGUUAUUUAUCUCAUGUAUACCUGCAUCUUUCUUCUUUUCCCUCCCUAUCAGCCAAUCACUGCGGUGAACAUGAAUUAUGCAUCUGUUGUGUUGGGUGGCGCUCUGGUGUUCGGCUGCAUCUAUUGGCCUUUGAGGGCAAGCAAGCGAUAUGUUGGUCCACUGACCGAUGCUGAAGUUUUAGAGGGAACACUACAUUAG